Molecule: messenger RNA, 1611 nt
Organism: Manduca sexta (tobacco hornworm)
Lineage: Eukaryota; Metazoa; Arthropoda; Insecta; Lepidoptera; Sphingidae
Product: golgin subfamily A member 6-like protein 7
Exons: 8
Coding region: 199-1548 (449 amino acids)
Source: RefSeq, a predicted model, not a curated record
AUAAUAUGUCAUUUUUUGUCCGUUGUAUGACGUAAAGACAAACCAGUUUCAAGUUUGUUUGAAAUUUGAAUUCUUUUUGUGUGUUGAGUUGUUUUUAAGUUAUAUGUGUGCUUGUUAUUGUGAAUAAUAUUGAAAUACAUUAAAAUUAUUACAAUCCUUAUUAUCACAUUAUAGUCCUUAGAAAUAUCGUGUACAACCAUGGAGAAAACACAAGACGUAUUUACGAUAGAGAAUUUCUUAAGCAAUUGGAAUGGGUACUUUUCCGAUUGCCAACUAACGGCAGCCGACCUGAAGACACCACACGCCGUGAUGGGCGCCUUGUUUCAGAUUAUCGGUAGACUUGGCAUAGAUAUUGAUGCUGUACUCGCACCACCACCACAGGAUAUGCACAAUGACAACACAAUGUACUAUUGGGACUUGCUUCCUGUCAUCAACAUGACUCGAGUCAUCAACUAUUUGGUGCUGGACAAGCCUGCCUCAUCAUGCCAAGUGUUCACUGCCAGCAUCAUAAACCUCUUGCAACCAACAGCAGCAACAUCCCACUCUAUACUUGCACUCAUGUAUAAUCUGAUGCUGUUCAAUGAAGACAAGCUAGGUCACAUCGCUCCGCACGAGCAAGAGUUGUUUGAGAAAACUAAUCAGGUUAAAGCACUAGAAGAUCAUAAGAACAAACUGUUGGUAAGGCUGAAUGAACAAGCUGAAGAGAAAGGAAAACGCGCUCAGAGAUUAGAAACGCAUGAACAAGAUAUACAGCAGUUUGAAGAAGAGCUCAAACAAGAGAAAGAGAUUUACGAUGAAGAGAAGCAAGAAUUAGAGGCAUUAAUAAAAGAGAAGAGGCAGAUAGAUAUGUUAUUAGAGCAGAAGAAAGGGCACAGAGACGCAUUGCUUGCAGAAAUAGCUCGGAACAAGGCCCUAAGGGUCUAUGAUGCAGAGGACAUUAAGGCACAAGUGGAACAAGUAGCACAGAAUGUGAAGGAAGCAGAAGAAAAAUUAGAAAACCUCAGGGCGACAUUGAUGCAAAAAGAGAAUAGUUUGAAAAACUUGCAGACUGUAAAACCCAGUUUGGAUGUUGCAAACAAUUUGUUACACGACAUCAUGAAGCUGUCCGAUAGUUUAAAAGACAUCGAGAGUGGCGACCUUGAUUCCGACAGUAAAGAGGGCGAGCUAGAGGUUCUAAGCACAGAGUUGAGUGAGCUGCAAGUACAACUGUGUGAACUGCAGACUGCCCGGCACGAGGCGAGCCUCAAGCGACAAGAGGCGCAGGCCAAGCGACAUGAGGAGAAAACAUUUGCAUUGAGCGCAUUAAGGGAGGCAGAGGAAAAAGACAAAAAAUCUCGUGAACGCUCCAAAAAGGACACGCAGCGUACAGAAGAAAUUAAGGAAUUGCUUACCAAAUACGAAGCAGAGAAGUCUAAGGGCAUUGAGGAGCUACUGUCAAUCAAGAAUAAGUUUUGUGCAGAGUUAAAAUCUGCAGACGACAUUUUAUUGAAGAAAGCAAUGGAAGUAGAGAAAAGGAUUGGAGAUAAAUUACGUCAUCGGCGCUCGUAAAGUUUAAAUUAUGCAAUGUUUGAAGUUUUAAUCAUGUUCAUAUUAAAGCUAAAUAAUAAACAU